Messenger RNA from Xyrauchen texanus (razorback sucker), 3053 nucleotides. RefSeq names its product acyl-CoA synthetase long chain family member 4b (gene acsl4b). The transcript is spliced from 15 exons. The record is from RefSeq and is a predicted model, not a curated record. The coding region runs from base 119 to 2134 and encodes 671 amino acids. Gene Ontology annotation, biological process: neuron differentiation; long-chain fatty acid metabolic process; long-chain fatty-acyl-CoA metabolic process. Gene Ontology annotation, cellular component: plasma membrane; lipid droplet; endoplasmic reticulum. NCBI's taxonomy places the organism in Eukaryota, Metazoa, Chordata, Actinopteri, Cypriniformes, Catostomidae. Gene Ontology annotation, molecular function: arachidonate-CoA ligase activity.
GUUAAGAGCACAAUAGAGUGUGAGAGACGAAGAGAAAAAGGGAAACUCAAACCUCCUUGUCACUGUUGCAGUUUGCCGUCUGUCUGAAGAAGAAUUUCUCAACUGUUUUUAUUGCGUCAUGUUGCCACAGGGUGAGAGAGCUCGGAGUAUAAGUGGGCGUCCAGAGGGACCAUAUCGAGCCAUAGAAAGUGUGAAUGGUCUUGCCCAACAGGCCUUUGAAGAUGUGGACACGCUGGACAAACUUUUUUUGCAUGCUGUGAAGAGAUUUGGUCAGGCACCAUGUCUUGGCACCAGAGAGGUCCUUUGUGAAGAGGAAGAAAUGCAGCCUAAUGGGAAGAUCUUCAAGAAGUUGGUCCUGGGGGACUACAGCUGGAAGAGCUAUGAAGAGGUCAGCCAAACGGUGGAAUUCUUUGGCAGUGGUCUGGCAGCUUUGGGUCAGCGGCCAUGUGAUACCAUUGCCAUAUUCUGUGAGACACGGGCAGAAUGGAUGAUCACUGCACAGGCCUGCUUCAGACGCAACUACCCAUUGGUAACGCUGUAUGCUACUCUGGGAGAGGAUGCUGUUACUUAUGGACUUAAUCAGUGUGGAGCCAGUCAUCUGAUCACCAGCACAGAACUACUGCAGACCAAACUGAAGGGUGUUUUGAGUGCAGUGUCUGGGUUGCAGCAUGUUAUCUAUGCAGGCUGUGGAAGUGUAUGUCGGGCUGAUUACCCACAAUCUCUCACCAUCCACAGUGUGCAGGAAGUAUUGGAGCUGGGGGCAAAGCCAGAGAACUUAAAUGUAGAAUAUAAGAGGCCAGUUGCAUCUGAUCUUGCAUUGGUGAUGUACACCAGUGGAUCUACGGGGCGACCCAAAGGAGUGAAGAUGCAACACAGUAAUCUGAUUGCAGGAAUGGCGGGUCAGUGCCAGAGGAUCCCAGGCCUUGGUUCACAGGACACAUAUAUAGCUUAUCUCCCAUUGGCUCAUGUGCUGGAACUGACUGCAGAAAUAUCCUGUGUGUCAUAUGGCUGCAGGGUUGGAUACUCCUCCCCACUCACACUCACGGACCAGUCCAAUAAAAUAAAGAGUGGUGGUAAGGGAGAUUGCUCUGUGCUUAAUCCCACUCUCAUUGCUGCAGUCCCGGAGAUCAUGGACCGUAUCUGUAAGAAUGUUAAUGGGAAGUUAAGAGAGAUGUCAGUGGUGCAGAGGACUCUGUUUAAAAUGGGAUACAAUUAUAAAUUGCAGCAGGUGUUACGAGGAGCUGAUUCUCCAUUGUGCAACAUGUUGUUGUUUAAGAAUGUGAGUGCGUUGCUGGGAGGGUGUGUGCGUCGGAUGUUAUGCGGAGGGGCUCCACUGUCCGCUUCCACACAGAGAUUUAUAAAUGUGUGUUUCUGCCCUGUGGCCGUAGGUUAUGGCCUCACAGAAACGUGUGGAGCAGGAACUAUCUCAGACUCUUCUGAUUAUAGUACAGGACGAGUUGGAGCUCCUCUAAUUUGCUCCGAGAUAAAACUGCGAGACUGGCCUGAGGGUGGAUACACUAGUGAGGACAAGCCGCAUCCACGAGGGGAGAUUUUGAUUGGUGGGCCGAAUGUUGCAAUGGGAUACUACGGGAUUGAGGUGGAGGGAGAAAAUGAAAACUUCUGGGUGGACGAGGCAGGACAGCGCUGGUUUUUUACUGGAGACAUCGGGGAAGUUCAUCCAGAUGGUUGUCUGCAGAUUGUUGAUCGUAAGAAGGACCUAGUGAAGCUUCAGGCAGGUGAAUACGUAUCCCUGGGGAAGGUAGAAGCCACCAUGAAAAACAGCCCCCUUAUUGAUAACAUCUGUGUCUACGCCAGCAGUGAUCAGAACUACUUGAUCAGCUUUGUGGUGCCCAAUCAGAAGCAACUGACUGAGCUGGCCAAAAAGAAUGGGAUAGAGGGAGAGUGGGAGGAGCUUUGUAACCAUGCCAUGAUGGAGGAAGAAGUACUAAAAGUCAUCAAAGAGAUUGCAGUCACCAGUAAACUGGAGAGGUUUGAGGUUCCUCAGAAGAUCCGGUUAAGUUCUGAGGCUUGGACUCCAGAAACAGGGCUUGUGACAGAUGCCUUCAAACUGAAGAGAAAAGAGCUCAAACAACAUUUUAUAAAGGACAUUGAGCGGUUAUAUGGAGCUAAAUAAUGCUCAUGUACCACACAUAGGAAGAAUCAUGCAAAAAGGCAUAGGCUGAAUGUUGUAUCAUGUUAUAUUGUUUUACUACAUACCUCAAAGUAUGUACCUUUAUACUUAGUAGAAGUAUGCCAAUUGGGAUUCACACUCAAAUGAAAACCCUGCUUAUCUCUGUAGUAGAAAUACCAUUCUGCCCCCUGCUGGAGGCAUAUGAUCAUUACUUCCUCUGUGGGUAAGAAACACCAUUGAUGCAAUUGAAUGCAAACCUUUUGUAUUCUUCAUAUUUUUGUAUUUUUAAAGGUCCCUUAAAGCAGCUAUUGCUAUUGAAAAUAUUUUGUUAAGUGUUCUACACUUAUGCAACCUUAACUUGAAAGUGUUUAUGUGAGGUAAUGUCACACUUAAGUUGCUCUUUUUUUAUUUGUGUUGAUUGUUUGUUCAUUUUGAGUCAGCUGUAUGCUUGUUUGUUUGUUUUGAGUAAGGGGUGAAGUGGAGUUGAGAGUUUAUUUCUGAAGGCUAGACUGGUAACAAAGUGCACCAUUACUCAAGAACUACAGAAAUAUAACCGUGAAAUGUUUAAACGACGGAAUAUAAUGGAAGAAUUGAUGUGUAUGUAUAUAUAUUUAUAUAUAUAUUAAAGUGACAUUCAGAAUAGGAAUUUUGCACACUUUUGACAUGAAAGGGAAGAAGGUUUUUGUCUGAGUUUCAUAUCUAAUGUAUCAGUGCACAUGAGGUACGUCAUGGUCAAAUAGACUAAAGAAAGCGCUUAUAGCACCUCACAUUCAGUAUGUGCAUUAGAGAUAAAGCUGGGAAAUAUAUUUUCUUUAUUGCUGGAAAUGUUGUUAUAUUGUCAAUUCUUAUCACUUUUGUUAUUUAGCUCAACAAAUUGUUUGUUGUCACUCCUGUCAUUGAUUUACUCUUUUUGACAAAUAAA